AUGCAGAUUUUCGUCAAAACCCUUACGGGUAAGACGAUCACCCUUGAGGUCGAGUCCUCUGACACUAUUGACAAUGUCAAGGGCAAAAUCCAAGACAAGGAGGGCAUCCCCCCUGACCAACAGCGUCUAAUUUUCGCUGGUAAGCAGUUGGAGGAUGGCCGUACUUUGUCCGACUACAACAUUCAAAAAGAAUCUACCCUUCAUUUGGUUCUCCGUCUUCGUGGUGGUGGUGGUAAGAAGCGUAAGAAAAAAACUUACACUACUCCCAAGAAGAUUAAGCAUAAGCACAAGAAAGUUGAGCUUGCUGUUCUCAAGUACUACAAGGUCGAAGAUGAUGGAAGCGUUAAGCGUCUCCGUCGUGAGUGCCCUACUUGCGGUGCCUCUGUCUUCAUGGCCAACCAUGGUGACCGUCUUUACUGCGGUAGAUGUCACUUGACCCUCAAGUUGGAAGCUUAA
Messenger RNA from Schizosaccharomyces osmophilus, 456 nucleotides. RefSeq names its product ribosomal-ubiquitin fusion protein Ubi5 (gene ubi5). Lineage: Eukaryota; Fungi; Ascomycota; Schizosaccharomycetes; Schizosaccharomycetales; Schizosaccharomycetaceae. Gene Ontology annotation, cellular component: cytoplasm; nucleus; ribosome. The coding region runs from base 1 to 456 and encodes 151 amino acids. The record is from RefSeq and is a predicted model, not a curated record. Gene Ontology annotation, molecular function: protein tag activity; structural constituent of ribosome; ubiquitin protein ligase binding. Gene Ontology annotation, biological process: translation; modification-dependent protein catabolic process; protein ubiquitination. The transcript has a single exon.